UUUAUUUAUGCUUAUUAAUUAUUGUUUGGGAACUUAUUUGACAUUUAAGAACACAUGGCAGAUUGUUACCAAAAACAAAAAAUGAGUGCAUCCGAUACUGGAGGAGUUAAGCCAAUGUCCAUUGCUGGCCGCAUGGUACGUGAACGCGAGCGUCUGAUUGGCAUGACCGACGAAGAACGUGCUUGGCGAAAGCAAUGGUUGAAAGACUUGGAGAUUCAUCAUGGACCCUGCGCUGUGCCUGCUCUUGAAAGAGAACUGCAAAAUCCUAUCAAGCGUUUUUAUAGAAUGCCUUUGGAUAAAUUAUGUGAUGUAUUGACACCCGUUUUGGGCCAUGGGCGUGCUUUCGCUAUACGAUUUUGGACAGGCAAAAUUGGCUUGUUUUUGGGGGCAGUAUAUGGCGGUUUCUAUUAUUUUAAAUACAACCAAAACGAUUGGACACGCAAAGGAGGCUGGCGCGUGGUUUCCUCCCGUGUGGCUUGUAAUCCGGGUGACCCAGGGUUUCCUCAGGUGUCAGAACGCAUUAAACCUUCGGAUUAUGGCGCAAGGGGUUUUAAAAAGUCUCCUAUAUAGUCCAAAUAUAACAAUUUUCCAUUGAAACGUGCUUGAAAGUUUUUCAAAGAAUGUGAAGCUGCUAAAGCUUAUCAGCUACAUUACUGCGACAAUAUAUAGAAGAAAAUAUUUAAAACUA
This is a messenger RNA of Glossina fuscipes, 688 nucleotides long. RefSeq lists its product as uncharacterized. Gene Ontology annotation, biological process: mitochondrial electron transport, NADH to ubiquinone. NCBI's taxonomy places the organism in Eukaryota, Metazoa, Arthropoda, Insecta, Diptera, Glossinidae. The coding region runs from base 55 to 570 and encodes 171 amino acids. The transcript is spliced from 4 exons. The record is from RefSeq and is a predicted model, not a curated record.